Molecule: messenger RNA, 1778 nt
Organism: Cherax quadricarinatus
Lineage: Eukaryota; Metazoa; Arthropoda; Malacostraca; Decapoda; Parastacidae
Product: UPF0415 protein C7orf25 homolog
Source: RefSeq, a predicted model, not a curated record
AGCCUUCCACAAGAAAUUAUUUCGGUGACAUCUUUGUGUUUCAGUCAUCAGAAGGAACUUGUGUAUAUCACUUCGAAUUCAUGUGGAAACUUCAAGGAAAACUCCUUUUAUCGUGAAGAACAAGACCUAUAGACACAUCUUCCGCCAUUGUUAUUGCCUCUAAGCACACAGCAGUAUCGUAAAAAAAAGUGUCGACCUUAGAGACGGUGUCGGCUGCUAAAAUGAAUGGAGUACGAGCAAGAGAACUAGCUUUAAACAGGAUCAACGAGGCCAAAGAUAAACUUGACCAAGUGUAUGACUUGGAAAAAAACGGUGUCAAUGGUGCAAAUAAACUGAGAAAACGUAUACAAGCUGAAAUCAAUUUUCUGAACAGGGGUUUGAGAAAGGGCAGUGAGCUGAAAGAGCAGCAUGUCCAGUGUUCUAACCUAGGCCAGUUGGGAGCGCUUGCCUCAGUUGCAGUAGCAACCCCAAAUACGACAGGAUUGCUACAAACAUUUUGCAUUAAAGGCAUGGAGAAAAUAGUUGUUGAUGUGGUGGGCGAAGGUGGGAAGCAGUGGAUAAAGGUAAUUUUAAGGAAUCCUAAAGCUCUCCACAUGCUGUUUAUUUCGGGUGGCAGAAAUGGUGUGAAACCACUUGAUGAAGUUGCUGAUGGUUUUCUGAUAUGUGCACAACACCACCCAGUCUUUUAUUCAGUGCCAAAGAUUGUGUUUUGGUUUUGUAGUGGAGUGAGUGAGGGCUUGGCAAAGAGUCUUCAAGAAAAAAGUGUAGAAAUUAAAGGAAAAAUAAUACCUGAUCAUGAAUUUGAGCUGCCAGAUUAUUUAGGGAAGGAUUCAGAGACAGAAAGUGAGGACUCAGAAACAGAAAGUGAUGACUCGGAGACAGAAAGUGAGGACUUUGAGACUGACAGCGAGGACUCGGAUUCUGAAUCUGAAUAUUUGUGUGAUAAAAAGCAUUUUGUUAAUGAAAGCAUAUCAUGCACAGAUGGCAGUGCUGCAGUUGAAGUAAAAUUUGCAUCUGUUGAUACUAUAUGUGAUCACAAACUUAUUCAACAGAGUGAUAGUGAAUCAGAUGAUUCUCCAGAAAUCAUAAAUGUGAUAGCAGCAUUAGGUAAUACCAGUGACAAAGGUCCAUCGAAAAGUAAAAGUGGGAUACAUUACCAAGUUGACAAAGCUGAUGUUCAAAGUUCUGCUUCAAUUACAGAUUUUCAGGGCUCUUAUGUAACUGAGGAGGAAGAAGCACCUAUAAAUAAAGCUAAUCUUGAUGUUACAGCCAUGAUAGCUUAUGUAACAGCAACAACAAAUGGUAGUGCUGGUUUUAUUUUUAAGGAUAAGUAUCUUACCGAGCAAGCAAUGUGUGAAAGAAAAGACCCGGUAAAGAAAACACUUGAUGGCUAUUUCAAAGGCCUUGAACUGAUAGCAUGUCAAGAGGCAGUCAAUCACUUCCUAGAAAUUGUUGAUACUAUUGGUGGCAAGAGCGAGAAAGCUCGUGCCAAGGAAUUGGUGUCCAGACUUAAUGUAGUUCCAGGAGAAGAUUGUUUUAAGGAUAAGGUCAGACUUGGAGGUAGAGUGCGUGAACUUUCCAGGAUCAUCUUUGGCACUGGACAUUACCAUAGAGCUCUCACAAUCACAUCUAAUGGAGGUUUUGUAAGAUCUGCUGAACAUCAAGGUGUCAAGGUAGCAGUGUUGUACCAUAAACCUCGAGCUCUGACAGAAGCCAAGGAACCGACUGCAACACCUCUAUAGUCGAUGUAGUACAUGUAGGGUAGUUAAUUUUAAUUU